UAGAAGGCCUCGUAACGCCACGAGCACAACACAAGCCACCCUUAACAGCAAGUCCACCGUUAACCAUCAAUUUAGACAAAAAAAACAGCGACGUCUUUCCUUCCUAAAUUCUUGACUAAAUCUCCCUAUUGAAAUCUCCUGACAAAAUCAAAAUACCUGUGCUUCAUCAUCUACUAAUUACUCUUUAUCACCAUAUAGCUCAGUUUCUGGUCAAUUUUUUUGGGUACUUUCAAAAUUCAUUGAACUACUGAAUGAUGAUGGAAUUAACAGCUGAAUUCAAUGACGAUGAUAAAUUUUCAGAAUCCAAUCAACUUUUACCCCAGAACCCCAAUAAACCAAUCGAAUUAUUCGAAGAAUUAGAGGAGGAUUCAGAAGUUGCGUUCGAAUCCGGCGAGAAAAUAUGCAUAGAAGAUUUCGAUGUCGAAUCGCUAAGUGAUUACACAACUCCAGGACCCUUUUCAUGGAAGAAACUAUGGCGAUUUACGGGGCCAGGGUUUUUGAUGAGUAUAGCAUUUUUAGAUCCGGGUAAUUUAGAAGGGGAUCUACAAGCAGGAGCUAUUGCUGGGUAUUCAUUGCUGUGGCUAUUACUUUGGGCUACGGCAAUGGGGCUUUUGAUUCAGCUACUUUCGGCUCGAAUCGGAGUCGCUACCGGUAAACAUUUAGCUGAGCUUUGUAGAGAGGAGUACCCGAAUUGGGCGCGAUACUUGCUGUGGAUCAUGGCAGAAAUCGCUCUCAUUGGGGCGGAUAUUCAAGAGGUUAUUGGAAGUGCCAUUGCUAUUCAGAUACUUAGCCGUGGGGUUUUGCCCCUUUGGGCUGGUGUUAUUAUCACCGCGUCUGACUGUUUCAUGUUUUUAUUUCUUGAGAACUACGGAGUGAGGAAACUAGAAGCUGUUUUUGCAGUUCUCAUUGGUACAAUGGCUCUGUCAUUUGCUUGGAUGUUUGCUGAUGCAAAGCCCAGCGGAAAGGAACUUCUUAUAGGUGUUCUAGUGCCUAAACUAAGCUCAAAAACAAUCCGGCAAGCUGUUGGAGUUGUUGGUUGUGUCAUAAUGCCCCACAAUGUUUUCUUGCAUUCUGCAUUGGUGCAAUCAAGGAAAAUAGAUCCCAAAAAGAAGGGACAUGUGCAGGAGGCCCUGAAAUAUUAUUCAAUUGAGUCCACCAUAGCCCUUCUAGUGUCUUUCAUGAUAAAUUUAUUCUUGACUACCGUAUUUGCCAAGGGAUUUUACGGCACUAAACAAGCGAGUAGCAUUGGCUUGGUGAAUGCUGGACAAUACUUGGAGGAGAAAUACGGAGGAGGAUUAUUGCCAAUUUUGUACAUAUGGGGGAUUGGGUUAUUGUCUGCUGGGCAGAGUAGCACCAUAACUGGCACUUAUGCUGGGCAGUUUAUCAUGGGAGGUUUUCUUGACCUUCGCUUGAAGAAAUGGCUAAGGGCAUUAAUCACACGGAGUUUUGCUAUAGUGCCAACUAUGAUUAUUGCUAUAGUUUUUAAUACAUCUGAAGCUACAUUGGAUGUUCUGAAUGAAUGGCUUAAUGUGCUCCAAUCUAUACAAAUACCCUUUGCUCUUAUCCCACUUCUUACCUUAGUGGCAAAAGAGGAAGUGAUGGCUUCUUUCAAAGUCGGGCCAAUUCUUCAGAGGAUUUCAUGGACUGUGGCUGCGCUUGUCAUUGUCAUCAAUGGUUACCUCCUCCUCGAUUUCUUCAUGUCUGAAGUGAAUGGACUGUUGUUUGGAUCCUUAGUUUGUGCUACAACAUUAGCAUAUGUUACCUUCAUUAUCUACCUAGUUACUCGUGAUGGUGUCCUUUCUGCAACGUGGUCAAAUUUGAUAUCUGGAAAAAGCUCCAUUUGUGCUGGUAAUUAGACAAGAUAGAAAGAGUCCUGUCUGUGGCAAGAUUAUUUAAGAUAGAAAAGUAUGUCCAUAUGCUUCUCAAUUAAUCAGUGUGAACAGGAUUGUUAAUCCGCAAAUUUUGGUCCUUUGCGUACUCCUGCCAUUGUAAGCUUGAUGUGUAGGAGCUCUCGAGCAAAUGAAAACUACAAGCAUAAAGGAUAUUAGUACAGUACAAAGAUAGAUGAUACACCUGACGUUAGUUUAUAGGCUUUUAAGAAUCUGCAAGUGUAACAUUUUUUACUUUAUUUUAUUUUAACUUUUAGGGGAGGGGGAUUGCGGGGGUAGUUGAAGUGGAUAAGGUUCAACUAUAGAAGCUUUGUUGUGCUAUAUGCAUCAUGUUUGUAUGUAAUAUGUUAUGAAUAGCUGCUGUCUAUCCUUGUUAAUGGCAAAAUAUCAAUUGUUA
Chenopodium quinoa (quinoa) is the source of this 2286-nucleotide messenger RNA. Its product is annotated as metal transporter Nramp2-like. Gene Ontology annotation, molecular function: manganese ion transmembrane transporter activity; cadmium ion transmembrane transporter activity. NCBI's taxonomy places the organism in Eukaryota, Viridiplantae, Streptophyta, Magnoliopsida, Caryophyllales, Amaranthaceae. The record is from RefSeq and is a predicted model, not a curated record. The coding region runs from base 252 to 1856 and encodes 534 amino acids. Gene Ontology annotation, cellular component: membrane. Gene Ontology annotation, biological process: metal ion transport. The transcript has 5 exons.